GAAGAAGAAGGUCAAAGUUCACCCGGAAGUUCCCUCGCUUGUUGGUGUGUGGUUACGACACGGAGACUGGAGCACGUUUUCCUUUAAACACAGCUCAAAGCAGCGUCGCCAGAAGAGUCAUUUUACAGAAUAAGUCACCAUGACCUCCUACACUUGCAUCAGCUGCCGAGUGGCUUUUGCGGACGGCGAGGUUCAGCGAGCCCACUACAAAACCGACUGGCACCGCUACAACUUGAAGCGCAAGGUGGCCGACAUGCCUCCCGUCACCGCCGAAAACUUCCAGGAGCGCGUCCUGGCGCAGAGGGCCGCCGCCCAGCAGCAGCUGACGGACGCGGCGGCCACCGAGGGCUGCUCCGUCUGCAGCAAGAAGUUCUCCAGCGCCAACGCUUACCAGAACCACCUGCAGUCCCACAAACACCAGCAGGCGGAGAAGCAGGCCCUGCUGGCCGCCCAGAGGAAGGUGGAGAAGAUGAACGAGAAGAACCUGGAGAAGGGGCUCACCGACGAGAAGGUGGAUAACGACGCCCGGAACGAGGCGCUGCAGCAGGCCCUGAAGGAGGAGAGGUCGAGCCCGGCCAAGCAAGAGAAGGCCGGGACGUCACAAGAAGCGAAGAAGCAGAGGGUGGAGAAGCCAGAGAAACCUCCCAGGCUGAUGUGGCUGGAGGAGCAAGCGAAGCGGCGGGAGAAAGAGGAGGGAGCUGCAGCAGACGACGCUUGGGAGGACGUUGAUGAGGAGGAAGAUGAUGACGAGAUGGAGGAGGAUCUAGAUGAGGAGGAGGAGGAGGAGGAGGAGGAGACGAUGGACCAGGAGGACUCAGGGGCUCCGUCUGACCGCCCCCCCGCUCCCCUGCAGGGCUCCAUCCCCGUCACCGACUGCCUCUUCUGCAGCCACCACUCCAAGUCCCUCAUGAAGAACGUGGCCCACAUGACCAAAGUCCACAGCUUCUUCAUCCCAGACGUGGAGUUCGUCGUCAACCUGAGGGGCCUCAUCCGUUACCUCGGUGAAAAAGUUGGAGCCGGGAACGUGUGUUUAUGGUGUAAUGAAAAGGGGCGUUCGUUUUAUUCGACAGAAGCAGUACAGAGUCACAUGACAGAUAAAAGUCACUGUAAGCUCUUCACAGACGGCGACGCGGCUCUGGAGUUUGCAGACUUUUAUGACUUUAGGAGCAGCUACCCGGACAGGAAGGAGGGAGAGGAUGACGAAGUGGACGACGAAGAGCUGCCUGACGACAAGAACCUGGAGUAUGACGACGACACUCUGGAGCUGACUCUCCCUUCAGGCGCUAAGAUCGGCCACCGGUCCCUCAUGAGGUACUAUAAGCAGAGGUUUGGAGCACAGCGAGCGGUGGUCGUGACCAACAACAGGAACGCUGUGGGCAGAGUCCUUCGCCAGUACAGAGCCCUGGGCUGGGGAGGAGACGGAGGCAACGGCUCCUUCCAUCAAAAACAGAAAGACAUGCAGUACGUACAGAUGAUGAAGUCCAAGUGGAGGCUGAAGAUGGGCGUGAGCAACAACGCCACCAAGCAGAAGCACUUCAGAGCCCAAGUUAUGUUCUAAACUCGGAGCUCAAGGGACUGAAUGUGCAGCUAGAUGUGACCUGGACUGUACAAGUGCAAGUACAAGUAAACGACAUGGACGGAGGCAGGAGGCAAAGCUGUUCACCGCCUCUCAACAGGGAUCGAGGUUUGACCGCUGCAGUAAAAACACAAGAGAAAUCUUAGGUGAAUUACUAAGAGAGUACCUCCAUUCCUAUUUUUUUUUUUCUGCAAAUUUCCACCUUUAAGACUUAAUGUAAUCUAUCAGCUGUGUGUGGGGAAAGCCCUGGUUUGCGGUAAACCUGGGUGAAUGUGCUCCAAUAGAAGCUGUGAUUGACUUAACAAUUUCAAAAUACAGUGUUUGAACAUUAAGGAGGAAAAUUUUCACUAAUGUAACGCGCUGCUUUCUGAACUCAACAGGAAUUUCUUUGUUAUCAUUCAUCAUGAUCAUUCAACCAAAUAAAUGUAUUUCAUAUUUAUUGGA
Molecule: messenger RNA, 2020 nt
Organism: Mugil cephalus (flathead mullet)
Lineage: Eukaryota; Metazoa; Chordata; Actinopteri; Mugiliformes; Mugilidae
Gene: znf622
Product: zinc finger protein 622
Exons: 7
Coding region: 140-1558 (472 amino acids)
Biological process (GO): ribosomal large subunit biogenesis
Cellular component (GO): preribosome, large subunit precursor
Molecular function (GO): zinc ion binding; nucleic acid binding
Source: RefSeq, a predicted model, not a curated record